CGGCGGCGGCGUGGGGAGCGCGGGGAGCGCUGGGAACCGUGGCGGCGCGCGGGGACCUGAGUUUUUAAAAAUGGAAUUUCAAGCAGUUGUAAUGGCAGUUGGAGGGGGAUCGCGAAUGACAGACCUGACUUCCAGUAUUCCCAAACCUCUGCUUCCAGUCGGCAACAAACCUUUAAUUUGGUACCCACUGAACCUGCUUGAGCGUGUUGGAUUUGAAGAAGUCAUUGUCAUUACAACCAAGGAAGUCCAAAAGGCUUUGUGCACAGACUUCAACAAGAUGAAAAUGAAGCUAGAUAUUGUGUGUAUUCCUGAUGAAGCUGACAUGGGAACUGCGGAUUCUCUGCGCCACAUAUAUCAGAAACUUAAGACAGAUGUAUUGGUCCUGAGCUGUGAUCUGAUAACAGAUGUUGCCUUACAUGAGGUUGUGGACCUAUUCAGAGCUCAUGAUGCAUCACUUGCCAUGUUAAUGAGAAAAGGUCAAGAAAGCUUAGAACCAGUUCCAGGUCAAAAGGGGAAAAAAAAAGCAGUGGAGCAGCGUGACUUCGUUGGAGUGGACAGCACAGGCAAGAGGCUGCUCUUCAUGGCUAAUGAAGCAGACUUGGAUGAGGAGCUGAUCAUUAAGGGAUCCAUCCUACAGAAGCACCCAAGAAUACGUUUCCACACAGGCCUUGUGGAUGCCCACCUCUACUGCUUGAAAAAAUACAUUGUGGACUUCCUAAUGGAAAAUAAGUCAAUCACUUCCAUUCGGAGUGAACUGAUUCCAUACCUAGUAAGAAAGCAGUUCUCCUCAGCUUCAUCACAACAAGGACAAGAAGAAAAAGAAGAAGAUCUAAAGAAAAAGGAGCUGAAAUCCUUAGAUAUUUACAGUUUUAUAAAAGAAGCCAAUACACUGACCCUUGCUCCCUAUGAUGCCUGCUGGAACGCCUGUCGAGGAGACAGCUGGGAAGGUUUGUCCAGAUCACAGGUGCGCUGCUAUGUCCACAUCAUGAAAGAGGGGCUUUGCUCUCGAGUAAGCACCCUAGGACUCUACAUGGAAGCCAACAGACAGGUGUCCAAAUUGCUACCUGUUAUCUGUCCAGAAGAAUCACUGAUUCACUCAUCAGCCCAGAUUGUCAGUAAACACAUGGUUGGAGCUGACAGCCUCAUUGGGCCAGAUACACAGGUUGGAGAGAAGUCAUCCAUUAAGCAUUCGGUCAUUGGUUCAUCGUGUGUCAUAAGAGAUAGAGUGACUGUCACCAAUUGUCUUCUCAUGAACUCAGUUACCGUGGAGGAAGGAAGCAACAUCCAGAGCAGCGUCAUCUGCAACAACGCUGUAAUUGAGAAGGGAGCAGACAUCAAGAACUGCCUAAUUGGAAGCAACCAGAGGAUUGAAGCCAAAGCCAAACGAGUGAACGAGGUGAUCGUGGAGCUCAUGGAGAUCUGAGUUCUGAGCAAGUCAGAUUCCUUCCUUUUGGGCCCCAGAACUACAGAUGUUGGCUGGCCCACCUGUUUGACUCUGUAUUUAUUUCCCAAUAAAAGAAGGGCUCCCAAAGGCA
Messenger RNA from Budorcas taxicolor (takin), 1535 nucleotides. It is a transcript of the gene EIF2B3, whose product is annotated as eukaryotic translation initiation factor 2B subunit gamma. Lineage: Eukaryota; Metazoa; Chordata; Mammalia; Artiodactyla; Bovidae. Gene Ontology annotation, molecular function: translation initiation factor activity; guanyl-nucleotide exchange factor activity. Gene Ontology annotation, biological process: cytoplasmic translational initiation; biosynthetic process. Bases 71 to 1423 code for a protein of 450 amino acids. Gene Ontology annotation, cellular component: eukaryotic translation initiation factor 2B complex; guanyl-nucleotide exchange factor complex. The transcript has 12 exons. The record is from RefSeq and is a predicted model, not a curated record.